Molecule: messenger RNA, 2166 nt
Organism: Fonsecaea monophora
Lineage: Eukaryota; Fungi; Ascomycota; Eurotiomycetes; Chaetothyriales; Herpotrichiellaceae
Exons: 1
Coding region: 1-2166 (721 amino acids)
Source: RefSeq, a predicted model, not a curated record
AUGUCGGGUAAUUUUUACCAACCUCUGAAUCGUUCACGACGCGAGAUACGGCUCAUACUCCUGCACAAUGAUGACCAGGGAUUGGAGAGUCGAGAUUCACCCAACAGCCCACUGCGAUGUCAAUUGAUUACGACUUCCUUGACGUUUUAUGAUACAAAGUUUGAUAUCGAUGCUAGAGAAGUACUUUCGGCCGCGUCACCGCAAAUCAAUGGUCUUUAUACAUUAUACGCCCUCUACAAAUUGUUUCGUUUUGCGCAACGGAAUGUGCCGCGCAUUUUACAGCAAAAGCCUUCCAGGUUUUACGCCCUUUCUUAUGUCUGGGGAGAUCCGACACGCUUGAGCGACAUUGAGGUCAAUGGCCAAGUCGCACGGAUUCCUGAAAACUUGGCAGAAGGACUUCGAAGCAUUCGAGCAAAUACGAAUAUUCGCGUCAUUUGGGCUGACGCAAUCUGCAUCAAUCAGCAGGACAACGAAGAGAAGUCAUGGCAGAUUCAGGAAAUGGCGACAAUAUACAAGCGUGCAGCGUGCGUUAUUUCAUGGCUUGGACGCGGCACUGCCGAAAGUGACUUGGCUUUCGCUGCAUUGCGGAAGUUCAAUUUCGGACAUGGUCCGCUUCUCAGCAGACUUGUUGAUCAAGUGAGACCUUGUAGCAUCGUCGUCGCAGCUAUUGGAUAUGCCAUCUUAAUGAUCCGGGAAGGAUUUAUGCUUCCGCAUGCUGGUCUCGGCUCCUCGCGGACAUUUAGAAAAAUUGUCGCGAUUUCGGAAGACGCUAUAUCAACGCUUCUCAAAGAUGUUGAGCACCUGGAUGCUGUCCUUUCUCUGGCAAAUCUCGUAUAUUGGUCACGGAUGUGGAUAUUCCAGGAGUUUGCUUGUGCUCGCAAACGGUUAUUUCUUUGUGGCGACAGCUUGACCGACAAUCUCGACCUCGCCCUGGAAAGUGUAAUGCAUUGGCGCGGUCUCUCAGGAGCUUCUGGUGAAAGCAAGCUCCACGCAGCUUUACCUCCGAUGAUUACAGCAGCAAACAACCUAGGGUUCCGAAGAUGGAAGUGUUAUUUAGGGCCAAGGCUAGCGUCAAGGAUAGGGCCUAAGGUUUGGCAGUUGCUCUCGAGGUAUCGGGAACAUGAUGCUCCCGUCCUUCUGAGCCUGUUGCGACAACUCCAUUUGCUCCACGCCACAGACGCCCGAGAUCAUGUCUAUGCACUUAUUUCAGUGGCUGCAGACCGGCGGGAGUUACACAUCACUCCGGAUUAUGCUAAAUCAGUUGAAGUCGUCUUCACAGAAAUCACAUCAGCACUGCUUCGGCACGGCAACUUGGACACUCUGCUUGACGCAACAAGAUCGGAACCAAGACCUGACCUGCCUUCAUGGGUCCCAUACUGGUCCAACUUGUCAGAACCGGGUUUUGACCCGCAUCUUUAUCGUUUACACGGGUCAAGUAACUGGUGUCAACGCUGUGCUGGCCUUGAUACGUCCCGCUUUCCUGACCUAAUCCAUCUGGAUGGGUUCAUUGUUGAUGAAAUUGUACUUGUGGGGGACACUUACAGGGGCCGAAUCUCUCGCAACAGCGAUGGUCCGAACGAGAAGCCAUUAAAGCUUCUCAAGUCAUGGUUGGAUUCGAUUGGGACUGCCAUUUGGGACCAUGAUAGGUAUGUUAAGGAUCAAAACGAACAGGAAGCUUCUGCAAGAGAACGCAUCACCGCCGAUCUUUUGCUUACAGCAACUGUCGGCCUCCCAGCCAAGACUGAACUAGCUCUACCAAUACUCAGUCUCACGGGCCUCCUUACGAACCUCGCGAAAUCCACGCGGUUGCAGAAGGAAGUUGUACGGGAGUUGACAUUCCCAAAAAUCGAGAGUGAGGAGAUCUGGUUGGCGCAGUAUGUCACGAAAGUGGUGAAGCUACUCUCGUCUCCAAACGCCGCUCAACCAUUUCGAACCUUGACUGGAUAUUCUUGCCUAGCCGCCCACGACAGAUGUCGAGUCGGAGACCUGGUGGUCAUCAUACCAGGAGUUGGAAUACCUCUGGUGGUCAGAAACACAGGGGCAGACUGUACUCCUAGUAGACAUAUCUACCGUCUGAUUGACCAAGCGUAUGUGCAUGGGAUCAUGUACGGAGAGUUCUUCAAACAGAAACCUCGUCCUAAACUUGAGAAGUUGGCGCUCCUCUGA